CCCAACCCAAGCGAGUAGAAACAAGAUGGCGGAACAGUAGGGAAACAUGGCGGAAAACAAGUAAAAUACAGAGCGUAAAAACAGCUUUACAUCAUGAGACCACCGCCAUCUGUUACAGGAAUAUCGCCUAUUGAGGGUCCACCUGGGACUCGAGUUAUUAUCAGAGGGGAAAAUUUGGGAAUUAACUUGAAAGACAUCGUAGGACUGACAAUAUGUGGAGCGAACUGUCUGUUAUCGGCAGAUUAUAAGUCACCCAGUAAGAUAAUAGCACGGACUGGCCAAUCAAGGCCUGGCAAGGGAGAGGUGAUUGUUACAACCAAGUCUGGUGGCGAAGGGUCAUGUACUGUACAGUUCAAAAGUCUGCCAGUCAUUCCUGAUCCACUGAGAGAGUCAGCUGUCUGGAUAGAAGAAGUUGAUCCAGAAGAAAUGGAAUCAGGAUCAGGAUCUACUAGACCAGUGUCACCACCACUCCACCAGGACCCCCUAGGGAUUGCAAUUGAUGUCUUUGGCUACAGAAUCCCAGAAGAUCAGUUGGAGGAUUUAUUCCCUGAAGGAAGUGGAAACAUCCUUGGUGAGAAUUUCAAUGCAGCUUGGUUUUUAUUGGAAAAACAUUGUGACACAAGCUUUGAAACCCUGAGCAAUGGUUUGAAUUACAUUAAGAAUGAAGAGUCCAGACGAGCAGCAGGACCCUUGGCUUUUGUCAAGGAAAAUUUAGGAACAUUUCUGGAUUCGCUUGACACACUCAGAUCUGUCCAGAAACAAAUGUUGAAGGAUGAGAGUGAAUGUGAUGGGGGCUCUAUUGCUGAGACUCUGGAAAGCAUAUUACAAGGAGCAAGCAAGAAUGCUGAUGCUUUGUUUCAAGAUGUUUUGAAUCGUAAAGAUGAUGCUGAUCGAACGAGAAAUGCCUUGAAUGUCCUGCAGCGUUUUCGGUUUCUCUUUAGCCUUCCUCACAGCAUAGACAGAAAUAUAAAACAGGGUGAAUAUGAGUUGGUUAUCAGUGAUUACAGCAGAGCAAAAUCACUCUUUGCUGAGACUGAUAUCAAGAUCUUCAAGAAAGUUGUUCAAGAGGUGGAAACAAAGAUAGAAUCAUUUAGGAAUCACCUCAAGAGUAAGCUGCAAGAAUUCCCUUCUCCGCUUGAGGAACAGAAGAAAAUUAUAAGGUAUCUUGUUGAGUUAGAAAGUGGUGGGGAUCCAGCCUGGGACUGUCUUGUCAACCAGCAUGCAUGGCUGCUGAAACUUCUGACAAGCUGCAAGAAUGAUCAUCAGGCUAAAGAUUCUAGUCCAUUCUUACAAGUGGAAGGAGUAUCCGAUUCAGAUCAUUUAGACUCAAGACCAUCUAUUCCAGGCACAUUUAGACCAGAUUCGCCAGCUCUUGGUAAGAGCAUGAAAGCUCCUGUUAGCAAGACAUCUAAUUUAGAGCGACAACUCAGAAGCAGCCAUGUUACUCCACAAAGAGUUCAGUUCGUAGAGGAAUUAUCCGACCUGGUUACAGAGUCUCUCCCAGACCUUUGGAAGCUAGGUCAGGCAUACCUUGGUCAGACAUUACUUGGAGAGGAUACAAGCAUUUCUGGCAAACAGUUGUCACCAAACCAAGACAAGGAAAUGAAGUUUCAGACGAUGAUCCAGGAGGUGACGUUCCUCUACACAGACCUUGUAAAUGCUGCCUUCCUGUUGAACCCGAUGAAUAACCAGAACACAGAAGAACUGGGGACGUGGUUGAAUAAUAUCGAAGGGCUGGCUGCUUGGUUACCUUCUUGUGUGAGAAAUGUCAGGUCUUGUUUGUCGUCACUGUGUUCCCUUGGACUACCCCCAUCAUCUCUUAAUUGUGUGCGUGAGUUGGUAGACAACCUGAGGUUCUUGUGUGCUACUGAAGUAUUCACUGAAGCUACUUCAGAAAUCAAGACACUACACUGUAACGAGCUGUGGACCCUCGAGAAAGAUGAGAACAUUGGAAGAAUAACUAGUCUUCCGUUGCUGUUUGAAAACAUCGUGAUGGAAACUCUUCAUACAUUAGAAGAGAUCGCUAGUGAAUCAAUACCUGAAGAUAACAAGAGUCAUGGCCGUGUCAAACAAAAAGGCACAGAAUUGUUUGAAGAGAUGUUUUUGACUUUCAUCGAGUGUCUCCAGUUCUUGGCUUUUCAGCCUGAGCAAGCACAAGACAAGAUCUCAGUAUCCAGCCAAUCAGAUGAAAGAAUAGAUCGAUCCACGUACUCAUUGGACGAUAACAUUCCUGUAACAGACGAGAGAUUGCUCAUCGUUCUAAACAACUGUCGAUACGUCAGGGAAAAAGUUCUUACAAAGCUGGUAGAAAGCUUUAAGAAUCAGAAGUAUCCGAUGAGUGAUAAGCUGACACAGUCUUUACAGUCGGAGCUCACACAUCUCGAGAAAAAUAUAUUCGAUGCGUACAUUAAACAAAAAGCGGAUUCACUCGUAGGGAGCCUGGAACCUGGAAUAACAGCAGGGGACUUCAGAUGGUAUGACUGUCUGCCCCCUAAUGAUGUCCGUAACUACGUGAAGGAGAUUUUAAUGAACCUUGUGUUGGUUCAUGCCCAGGUGUUCUCUGUAUCCAGUGAUCUCUUGGCUCUAGUCCUGUCUCGUCUCACUGAUCUCCUGGCGGACGAGUUCAAGAGGAUACUUCAGAAAGCCAGUGGUAGUAAAAGAAACUUCAUGUCUGCUGGGGCUGUUACGGCUCAUUUGGAAGCUAUAGCCUUUCAGCAGGCACUUAUGGCGUACAUCACUCCAGAUGCCAGGACCGCUUUCACAGAGGCACUCGAGCUUGUUCCACCGCUGACCAAGGAUUCCGACCGAAAGUUGAUUGACGCAUUGAUGACAUCGUUUAAGAGGAAAAUGGCGCUUCAACUACAGUGUUUCCAUGUCGAUAUGGAAGAAAUAUGAAGCAUGCAUUAUAACAAAACAGACGCCUGUACAUUAAAGUUACAAUAAAAAGGAUUCUAUUAAACAUUCAAAACAAGUCCUUUCUAAUUCUUUUAUACAUCAAAGUCUUUGUAGACAUCGAUCCAUCCAAACCAUGGGCUAUAACCCAUGCAAACUGGUCAAAAAGACGAAACAUUCAUCACUUGUACAUUAUGUGUUUUAUGUGAAAGGUGUGAAAAUCACCCCAAAUCCAACCAAACCAUGGGCUAUAACCCAUGCAAACUGGUCAAAAAGACGAAACAUUCAUCACUUGUACAUUAAUAUGUGUUUUUUUUAAAAGGUGUGAAAAUCACUCCGAAUCCAAACAAACCAUGGGCUAUGACCAUGGGCUAUAUUAUCUGUUUUUCAUAAAAGGUGUGAAAAUCACCCCCAAAUCCAUGCAAACCAUGGGAUACAACCCAUGCAAAAUGGCCAAAAAUGAAUAAAAAUCCAUCACUUGGA
This is a messenger RNA of Actinia tenebrosa (Australian red waratah sea anemone), 3375 nucleotides long. Its product is annotated as exocyst complex component 2. The record is from RefSeq and is a predicted model, not a curated record. Gene Ontology annotation, cellular component: exocyst. Gene Ontology annotation, biological process: exocytosis; Golgi to plasma membrane transport. Lineage: Eukaryota; Metazoa; Cnidaria; Anthozoa; Actiniaria; Actiniidae.